Molecule: messenger RNA, 1396 nt
Organism: Nanorana parkeri
Lineage: Eukaryota; Metazoa; Chordata; Amphibia; Anura; Dicroglossidae
Gene: TATDN2
Product: TatD DNase domain containing 2
Exons: 5
Molecular function (GO): hydrolase activity, acting on ester bonds
Source: RefSeq, a predicted model, not a curated record
AAAGAAGAACCGGAGGUCCGUAAAGAGAAACCAGAGGCCCCAGCCAACAUUCCAGGACUUGUGUUCUUGUAUGAAUCCGAUAAAGAAUCUGAUAUAGGAGAUCGUCUGGAAAAGGAUCCAUCCAUAGGAAGCGACUUCUCCGACAUAGAGGACAUGGGCACCAUGGCCAGAUUUUCUCAGGAAGACGCACCUCCGCCGGAUCAUCUUGUGGCAGCCACCACAGCCGGGACAUCAACACCCAGUUACCUUAGGAACCCUCAUCAGUUGUACAAUCGCUCAUUCAAUAGUUUUAAGGACCCAUGGCCCACCAGUCCCUUGUACAAGCCCAGCGCAGAGGAAAACAAGUGGCGCCAGGACAUGCUGAACAAGAGCUGCGUUUCAGACGUCUCCCUCAAUGCGGAGAUCAGUCAUGUGGCGUCCAGCGACAGCGAAGACGAGGGCGAAAAGAGACGGGGGCGAUCGGGAGCCUUCAAUACGCCCCGGGCGUUUGACGACAACACUAAAACCACACGGAGGUCAUUGGACAUUAUACCCCCCGCCGACUACAACACCCCAAGAUUCCUCCGCGAGGGCUUCAUAGACACCCACUGCCACCUGGACAUGCUCUUUUCGCGGCUGCAGCACAAGCGGUCUUUCGCCGACCUCCGCCAGCAGUGCGCCGCCACUUUCCCUUCGGAGUUUCAGGGCUGCAUCACGGACUACUGCGACCCUCGCACGUUGGAGAGGCUUCCAUGGCGGCACGUGCUGAACGAGAACCUGGUCUGGGGGGCGUUCGGGUGUCACCCUCAUUUCGCUCAAUAUUAUAACAACGAACUGCAGGAGGAGGUGAUGCAGGCUAUGCGGCACCCCAAAGCCAUCGCCUAUGGGGAGAUGGGUUUGGAUUAUUCCCACAAAUGUUCCACAACAAUGACGGAGCAGCAUGAGGUGUUCGAGAAGCAGCUGAAGCUGGCCGUGCCUCUGGGGAAGCCUCUGGUCAUUCAUUGUCGGGAUGCGGACGAGGACCUGUUCAGGAUCAUGAGGAAGUGGGUUCCCUGGGACUACAAGAUACACCGACAUUGCUUCACCGGCAGCUACAAGGACAUCGAACCUUUCCUGAGCGAGUUUCCCAACAUGUCCGUCGGUUUCACCGCCGUCCUGACGUAUUCAUCAGCGACAAGCGCCCGGGACGCGGUGACUCGGAUCCCCCUGGACAGGCUGAUCAUAGAGACGGACGCUCCGUUCUUUGUACCUAGACAGGUUCCUAAAAGCCUGUGUAAGUUUUCACACCCGGGUCUCGCCCUGCACACCGUCCAGGAAGUCGCCCGGCUCAAGAACUUACCCGUGAAAUCCGUCAUGGCCAAAGUCCGCGAGAACACCCACCGGCUGUAUAAUAUAUAAGUGCCUCAGUACCCGGGGG